Molecule: messenger RNA, 4304 nt
Organism: Phalacrocorax carbo (great cormorant)
Lineage: Eukaryota; Metazoa; Chordata; Aves; Suliformes; Phalacrocoracidae
Source: RefSeq, a predicted model, not a curated record
GUCCUUGAGGACUCAGGGGCAGUGUAGCAAUUAGAUACAGAUAUGAAGAAAUAACGCUAUGAUUUGAAAGUACUUGGAUUCCUGUCCUGUGCCCUCUAUUAAAGGUCCACAGACUGUAGCAGCAGAAGCGUGGCCACUCCCACAUGAAGGGCCAUGGCUCCUUGUUUAUUUUUGCUACCAUACAAAUGCAUUUUUAGCCCAUCUGUGCAAAACCGGUCAAGUUGCAUAGUGUUGAAGAGGUGGAGAGAUGCAAUACUCCGUGUUGCUGGAUAGCCAAGCCAGUGAGACUAUAAGAGAAGUGAGCCACAGCUGUAUGACAGAGCUCCUUUUUCCCUGUGCAGUUAAGGACUACUUUGCAACUCUGCCAACAAGAGGACAGUAUGUUAUGACAAGACAGUGGCAAGCGUCAAGGCACCGGCUCCACGCUCUAGGCGCUGCAACUAGCAUGGGGGGUUUUGUUUGUUCGUUCGUUUAAGUAAUUUUUUCUAAGUUUUUACUUUAAUGCCAUUAGUAGUCUGCAAUUUACUGAAGCUUUGUUUGAUUGUGUUAAAAUGUAAGUUGUUCAACUAAGUAUAUUUCUAGUGAAUUCAUGUUGUUUUGCAUGAUUGAUCUCACGGUCAUUUAUUGUUCCACUAUGUUUUUGUCAUCACAAAAGUUGUCUAAAAUCAUAUUUUCUUUCAAACCACUUAACUGCUUAUGAAGCUACAGAACAACACAAGGUUGCAAACAGAGUGAUCCCUUUGAUACUCAACUAGAAAUACCUGUUGAAUUUAACAAUUUGCCAUGUGUGGGCUCUUCUGAUUUUCCUCAUUUCCCCUUUGAAAUUCUGAUUUAUCCAAAUGAUAAGUAAGACAAAGCCAGUUGUCUGACAGAAGUCCUCUGUGUCACCAGAAUUAUUUUGUCAGCCCAAAUAAUGACCCCAUUUAAAGAAGUUGUGGAGGCUGGGAACAGCCUAUUUUCUCUAGAAGUGACUAGACUGAUGCUAAUUAUAUACCUGUCUGUUAUUUUCUUAUGUGUUAAUGACUGCAGAAACCUCACUGACCAAUUGUUUCUCAGUAUUCCUGGAUAGCUAGUUAUAACUUUCAUUCUCUCACUUGGUUUCACUUUUUAAUUACUUUCCAACCAUCAUAUUAUUUUUAAAUUAUUAUUUAAUUAUUUUCCAAUUGUCAUUUUAUUUUUGGAACACAGUCAGUACUAGGCUUGUAAUGUUCUGAUGUCUAGUGACAUUUCAAGGCAUUUCAAGGUUCUAAUAAUUGCUUACUCUGUUCCAAAAAAACUACCUUAUUUCAUCUGAAAUUUCCCUCAGAAUGCAGCCCCCUUUACACCUUAACUUAACCUUGAAAAUGGGUACGGAAGCAGUAUGGUAUUCUGCUCUUAUUCCACCCUGCACUGAUUUCUGUAUCUUGUUUUCACAGUAUGUACAUGCCUUCUAGGGGCAUGUUAAGAUACAUGUAGGGGCAUGUUAAGAUACAUGGUAUACUUCUUUUCCUCUGCAUUUAGGAAAAUAUUUUCUUGGCUGUGCAGGAUAUUGAGUCGUUGCUAGAGGUGGCAAAGUAAGGGAGUAUCUUGCAUCACAACGGAAGAUGAUAAAGCUUAUAAUAACCCUCAAUUUCUCAUAGUCUUAAGAAAUAGAAGUGAAAUAGAAGUGGGAGAGGCUACGGAAGUUGUUUAUUUUUGCUCCUUCUUCUUUCUUCUUCCCAACAGAAUCAACUUGAUCUGAACUACUCUGACAAGUGUUGCCAUCAGGAUUCAUUGCACAGUAUUCAGAUAGACCCGUAAAAGUGUUCUCUCUUGCAAAGAUAAAGUUUACUUACAUGUUUCAGAGAGCAACUGGUAACAUGGAUUGCACCUCGGAAGGGGACAGCUGAACUCUCCCUCUGGCUUUAGUGAGGAAAGAGCAGCGAUGAAAUCCGUGGACUGUGUGCACGUCAUCCAACAGAAGGAUACCGCCUCCUCUCCCUCUGCCCCCCCCGGUGCUGCUUCAGGCACCACGGGACUUUUUUCUGUCACAUUCCUGUGGCUUGCAAUGCUCCUCUCCUCUUGUCUUGCUGCAGUGUCUCUUUACUAUGUUAUCACCCUGAAAACAGAAUUAGAAACUCUGCGCAGCGAGCUGAUCUACAGGGUCCAGGCAAGGUCUCCGCUAGACCGGCCACCCGUAUCCCCUGAUGAAAAUAAAGCGGGUACCCCUGUUUCUUCCUUCCUGCAAGUGUCUGCAGCUGUUGCCAGGCAGGAGAACAGGCCUCCUGGUCCUGGCCCAGCUGAUAGCUUCCAAAAGGAAAUCUGGAACGGGAGCAGAAACAGGGGGAGAAGGUCUGUUGUCCAUACAGAAGAAAGAGUGCUGCAGGCCUGCUUGCAACUGAUUGCUGACAGCAAAAGUGAUAUCCAACAGAAAGAUGAUUCAAGCAUUGUCCCUUGGCUUCUGAGCUUUAAACGUGGAACAGCUCUGGAAGAACAAGGAAAUAAAAUAGUGAUCAAAGAAACAGGAUAUUUUUUCAUAUAUGGCCAGGUUUUAUAUACGGAUACAACAUUUGCUAUGGGACACUUAAUACAGAGGAAGAAGGCUCAUGUGUUUGGUGAUGAUCUCAGCUUGGUGACAUUGUUUCGUUGCAUCCAAAAUAUGCCACAGUCUUAUCCAAAUAAUUCUUGCUAUACUGCUGGCAUUGCAAAAUUAGAAGAAGGGGAUGAACUUCAACUUACAAUACCACGGAGAAAGGCCAAAAUAUCCUUGGAUGGAGAUGGUACCUUUUUUGGUGCAGUUAGACUGCUCUGAAGCCCUUCAUUUCUGUUAUUAUGCUUAAUGCAGCUUUCUUGUUUUCCUAUGCCUUUGUCAGAAAAAAUAUUGACUUGUAAUAAAGUUGCCAGUUCAGUCUCUCCCCAUCCACCACCAGCUUCUGAGAACUUUUCUUCAGUUUAAUAAGCAAACCCAAAACAGGAAACACACCAGACAUACUUGUGAGAUAUAACCAUCAUGUGACUACCAGAAAGCCACUUUAUUUUAGACAAUGGAAGACUCUAAAUAACAACUGCAAAGCAAUGGAUUUUUGGCUUUGCAACAAUUUCUCAUCCAUAAGGCAAAGCAAAGAAGGAGUUGCCCAUAAACUAUGGCAUAAACAAGACCAUUGACAAUCAAAUUAUUAUCCAUAAUUGAAAAGGAAAACUAAAACAAAAGGACCUCUUAGAUUUGAUUUGUUUCAUCAAUAAAAUAUUUGAAGUAUAAAGUACAGGGAAGUAACAUCAAACAGUAGAUUCCUCAUCACAAAAUGGAGGCUUCGGGUGGGUUCUCAGGGUUUUUUUUUGUUUGUUUUCUUUGACACCAAGAUUUUGGGGAAGGAAAAAGUCUAAGCAUAUGGGAUAAUGAAAACAAAUUCCUCAGAAAUAUAUAGAACAGUAGCCACUGGCUUGCUUCUUCCCUGUGAACAAAAGGUAUACAAAUUACUAAAAUCUAUUAGUAUUUACUAAUUAGAAUUAAUUUCACUGGAAAAGGGGCAUGUAAGAUACUUCAACAGCUCAAUCGUCAAAGCAUUGCUACUCAUCAAGGAAUAUGUGUAUACUUCUAUAUAAGCAAAGCAGGGAUAGAAAGAAACACAGUGAGAUUAGACACAAUACAGUAGGCAGAGUUGGAUUUCUGGCUUCGUAAUUUCUGCAGUCAUAUAUAGAUUUAUAUAUAUAUAGUACAUAUAUGUGUAUAUAUGAAAGUAUGUACACACACAUAUAUAAGCCUUUGGCAUUUGGGCAUAGAAUUUUGUCUUCUUUUGAAUAGUUUAUCCAAUGGAAAUAUUACUGCAUACACAUUUUUUUGUAUUUCUCUUGCUUUUUGCUAUGAUCCAUUCUAUGCAAUAUAGUAAAAAGAAAAAUACAGUAAACGUGGAACCAGCCAUACAACUAAGAAAAUACACUUAUAUCCCAGAAAUCUGGGCUCAGUCCUUAUGUUAACUAUAGGCUGCUUCUGCAGUUUUGAAUAUAUUGCACAACUCUCUUACAAAAAUAUCAGACCUGUAGAAAGACUAAACAGAUGUCAUUUUUUCUUUUCUUUUGGAUGUUUGCUUUGUUCAGUAGAUAAGAUUUAUCUGGUUUUUUACCCCAAGAAUCCAUGUGUAUUGCAUGGUCAAGGUAAUUGUGUGGUCAAGACUUCUAGGAGCUAUUGUAAUACAAACAUUGAAUACUUAUUCCACUGAUCUUUGAAGAAGUACUGAAGUGCUACUAAAUAGAUAAAAUAAUAAAACCCACAGUAAUGAACUGUGCUUCAUUUGAAAAUAUUUUUAGGGGUUGAGAAUUGUGUCAUAGAAGUUCAUUUAGUAAAGAAA